Molecule: messenger RNA, 7522 nt
Organism: Pangasianodon hypophthalmus (striped catfish)
Lineage: Eukaryota; Metazoa; Chordata; Actinopteri; Siluriformes; Pangasiidae
Gene: ttyh1
Product: tweety family member 1
Exons: 15
Coding region: 670-2364 (564 amino acids)
Cellular component (GO): smooth endoplasmic reticulum membrane; plasma membrane
Molecular function (GO): volume-sensitive chloride channel activity; intracellularly calcium-gated chloride channel activity
Source: RefSeq, a predicted model, not a curated record
CUUGCCUUUAUUUCCCUCUGUAACGUGUCUGAGGGAGCUAUAAGCUCACAGCCUAAAUGUCAGCUUUAGUUCACCAUAUUCACACGCCGCCCUGCGCUUUUGUCCACUAUUUUUUUUACAUUUGACUUUUUUAAAGAGAGUAUUUUCUUUUAAAGAGACUUAAAUGUCGUUUUUUGAACUCGUUGCUUUUGAAAUGGGAGAGGGAUUACAGAGGGAAUCUCGCCGCCAUCCCGGAUGCUGCUGCUGAGUGCCAUGAUGAAGUUGGUGCUGGAGGACUGAUGCCUUUCUGAGGAGCUUCUUCUCCAGCCACUGAAAAGCUUUUCCUCACUCAUCUGUCACUGCAAACCCGUCGUUUUAUUAGCAUACGCGGGACCCAUCUCACUAUCUUUCUCUGUCUGCUAUCAAUCUGCGAGUAGCCUGUCUACUCCAGCUGAUAUUAAAGCACUGAAUAGUGGUUUACACCGAAUAAACGUGCUGUUUUUCUCACUAAUGCCGCGACGUCUGUCAGUUAGGAUGCUUCUUCUCACAAGGCAAACAAAGCGCCUCGUCGGUCAGCAGUCCAUUUCACUGAGUGGCAUCUAAUCGAAAAUACACUGACAGAGACGUGGGACAACGAGACAACUUCUGAAAGUACAAUUAAGCAAAAGGUAAAGGUGGUCAUCAGGACUCAUGGCUGCCAUCGAGACUGUUCCCAGUUACAGCCCUUCAAUAUGGGUGCAGAUGUGCCACGCUCUCCCUCGCUUCGAUCUGACCAUGCAGAUGCGAGACAACGUAUUCACGCCUGACAGCUGGGAAUACCAACAGACUCUCCUGGUUCUCUCCAGUCUUUCAGCCAUCGCUCUCAUCCUCUCGCUUCUUGUCGUCCUGUCCUUCCUUAUUCACUACUGCUGCUGUCACCGCGGUGAUGCGGGCAGGGAUGAGGAAGAGGAAGAUGACGAUGCCAGUGGUGGCCAUGGAUACGGCGGCAGGAAGGGGCGGCGCAUCUGCUGUGUCACAUGGGUGUCUGUGGCAGCUGUGACACUGUGCUGUGUUGCAAUAGGCUUUGGUUUCUACGGUAACAGCGAGGCAAACGAUGGGAUGUAUCAGUUGACCUCGUCUCUGCUCACUGCCAAUCACACACUGGCUUCCGUCGAUAUGCUGGUUUCAGACACCAUAACAGCACUGCAGCAAUCCAUCUCAGGCCCCCUGACCUCACUGGAGAAUGUGUUUGGAGGGAAUAAACCCGCUCUGGUGUCCACUCGCUCCUGCAGACGUCUCUCUGAGCGUGUGAUAUCCCUUCUCUCCUCCCUUACACUAGGAAAGGGGCUGAGCUCUAUCACUACUAAUGCAAGUGAUGGCAUGGUGGGGGUUGUGACCCCUGUUCUCCCCUCUAUACCCCAGGCUGUGACCUCAAGUUCAAACAGUGCCGCUGCACCCUUCUCCCCAGGGUGGGCAGCUAGCACACUCAUGGUGAAUGAGGACUACAGGUGGCUCUCCUAUGUACUGCUUCUCCUUUUGGAUCUGGUGGUGUGUCUCUUUAUUCUGCUAGGCUUGGCCAAACAGGCCCGAUGGCUCCUCAUUCUGAUGACAGUACUGGCCUGGUUGGCUUUGUUUUUGAGUUGGGGUUCUCUUGGCCUGGAGACAGCCACAGUGGUGGCACUCAGUGAUUUUUGCUUUGACCCAAACACAUUUGUUCUCAACUCUACACACUUUAAUGCCGGGACAAGUGCAGAAAUCCUGGAUUACUACUUGACCUGCAGCAGAAAAAUGACCAGCCCCUUCCAGCAGCUGCUGACCCAGUCCCAGAGAGCUUUGUCUAGCAUUCACUCCCACCUCUCCAGUUUAGAGAGAGAUGCUCUCCCACGCUUCCCCAAAGCAGAUAAGCCGCUGAGGGAGGUGCAGCAGAUGCUCAACUCUACUGAGGGAAAUUUCCACCAGCUAGUGGCGCUGCUCAACUGCCGAAGUCUCAACAAGGACUACAUUGACUCUCUGAAAGGCCUGUGCUAUGAUGGGAUGGAGGGAUUGCUUUAUCUCUCACUGUACUCAUUCCUCUCUGCUCUGGCUUUCACAGCCAUCCUCUGCUCCCUUCCGGGAGCCUGGAGGAGCUUUUCCAGAGACUCAGAGGAGUAUGACGACUCGGACAGCGAGAGCGAGGACCCCUUCACUUCCCAUCAGGCACGUAGACAGAUGGCCAGGGGGUCCCAGCGUGGGGCCUUGUCCCCCUUCUAUAGUUACCAGGGGGCUGGCUGGACAUCCCCCUUUUCUAGUGCACCUCCGUUGCCGACUCCAAACACUUCCUCCAGUGGCAACCCUGGUUAUGAGAGCCUGCCUCUGAGUGACAGGCAGUCCCCACCCCCCUCUUACAGUACUCUCCCAGCAUGCUGACAGGCUAUACGGGUAGUCAAUCACACCCCAACCCUGCCCAUUCAAGGAACCUGUACUCACGCUAAUUUUAUGUAUAGUAUUACAAAAAUUAUAUAUAUAUAGCAAAUAUUUAGUUUUAAUAUGGAUGGACACUUUACUGAGAGACUAAUUUAAAAGUCAUUGGAAUACUAGAUGUGUAAAACAACUGUGGAACGUCAGGACCACUGAGAUUUAAUAAGAAGAAACAAAAUGAAAGUUAAAAUAUCUGAGUUGUGCAAUACACAAUUUCCCCUUCAACCUGUUCAGUGUCGUGUUUACUGGAGACAGGAAACAGGAUGGUACUGACGUUACCAGAUUGAUGUUACUUUAUUAUUCUAUUUUUAAAUGUAUUACUACUUUGUUUUGGAGUUUUUAUAUUGUAUACUAGGUCACAAACACAUGAGAAUAAUGGCACAAUUUUUUUCUGUAUGAAGCUUAAUGGGCACUGGAUUUUUUUUUUAAUGUUUUCUAAAUAUUUGACUGUACCUUUUUUUCAAUUAUUGGCAAUUGUGUAUUACCUUGUAUACCCUCUGAUACUAUAUAAUAUACAAUAUUACUAUAUGAUACAAAUAUACUGUAUAUUCACUGUAAAUUAUGUUUGAGUGUUGCACUUUGAUGCUUAAAAUAAGAACAAUAUGAAAAUGGCAACAAUAAAGAGAGAUCUACAGUUUCUCUAGCCUCUGAGCUGGCUACGUAUGGAAAUAAAAUUCCUGACAGCAUUGCAGCAAAACAACCUCUGCCAUUGACUGCAGUGCAGUAGCCAUAAUGUACACAGCAAUAAUACUGUUUUCUUAACUGAUGAAGCACACAUCUGCAAAUUAGGGGUAAUGUUCUGAAAACAGUGUGUCUGUAGUAGUUACUUUAUAGCAAUUCAGCUUAAAAUUGAUUUUUAAAAAAAAUCACUUCUUAGAAACAUCAUUAGGUUAUUUCCUAAUAACCUAAUAAAAAUAUAAUAUAAUAUAUAAAUAUGUAAGAUAUUAAUAACAAUAGUGUAACUUGUAGUUUGUCCAUCUAAUAAAAAUCAUAAUUUAUUUGCCAUAUAGACAUGAGAAAGAUAAAAUUACUGUAAAAUAUUCAGUAGUCCAAUGCACAAAAUUGUGCAAAUGUGCCUAUUUUUACAUUUACGUUUCUAAAACUUAUUACUUUUUUAAAUAAUACUGUGCAGGUCAAUAAAUGAAAAAUUUAAUGAUCUACAUUUUUUUGGCCUGAUAAUGUCAGUCCCAACCAGACAAGGUAACUCUCAAGAUAAUUUUUUUGUAACAUCAGAAGUUAUAGUGAAGCUUUUUGUUCACAAAGAUUUGUGAUAAAUGUGCUGACUAAUUUAAGUGUAUCCACCCUAAUUUGCAGGAUUGUUCUCUCACUUGAAACAAGUAAGAAACAAACACUGUGUAUUAUGUUUGUGUGGGUGAUACAGGGUCUUCUUGAUAUGUUCUGUGUGUAUGUAUGCACAUAUAAAUAUACUCAAUUUGCCAUUGCAUUAAUCCUGCCCUUUCCUAUCCACUUAUUAAUCCAAUAGCCCUGUGUUUCUAUGAUUUUAAUGCUCCUUUGAAUGGCCUACUUUUUCACUACUGAAACUAAAUAUGAAUAAAAUAAAACUAACAAAGAUGAAAUAACUAGACCCUUGUGUGUUCUGUGGCCUGAUGUAGAAACAAAACAGUAAUUUGCAAAGUUCUAAUUUAAUUGUCAUAUCACUACUCCAACAUUGGUUAAUUAAAGUUUAAAUAAACUACCAAACCAUUGCCAUUUGAGUUCUGUUAUGGGAAUGACACCAGAAUUUAAAACGUUUAAACGUUCUAAAAAGCUACAAUAAAAAAGGACUUACCAAAUAACCUAACACAGCGUGGCACCAUAAAAAUCAGCUAGAUUGUUAUUGUGGUCAUUUUUUGUGAAGAUAUACUGUACUUUCUUACUAGACAUUUCAGUAUGAAUUACCGUUUACUCUUUCCUUAAGCACAGUUAGCUGAUGCAUGGUCAGAAGAGUGGCCUAUAAGAGUGCCUUAUGGUUGAGGCCACCGAGCAUGAUGAGGUACUUGCUCAAUGAUGUGGACAUAGCAGAAGAAAUGCUGAUUUGGACUAGAAGCCAUAACUUGUAAUUCACAACCUCUGACCAGUAAAAACUUAAGAAAUCAAGUCCAACAAAUGACAUCAAAUCAACAUGGCUGCACGCAGCGUCAGCAGUAAACAAAGUAGCAGUUCUUACCUUUAAAUGAAUAAUGCUGUAUGUACAAUUAUUUGCUUUAGAUCAAUGUUUGCUUGUUAAAUCUAUAACACUGACUAUACAGUUUGCUGUUUUGAGGAGGAAAAUAUAUAUCACUCAUCACUGUUAGCUGGCAAAUGUGUUGGUAACAAAAAAAAUAGCAUGAACGCGUCCAUGGUUGUUUUGUACUUUGUAGUGCACAGAAGUUGAAAAUGAUGUCAUACUGAGCUCCAACUUCCCACUUGUGAGGUAAGUCAAAUGCAGCAGAAGCCACUGCUUUCCACCCUCAGAAGGGUCAUGGGGAGAACUAAGCAAUGGGUAGCAAUUGGCAAGGAAUAAAUUUGGGUAUAAUUGGGGUAGAAUCCCCCCCCACAAAAAAAAGCAUGUUUCUGAGGACAAUUAUUGGCAAGAGUGGGUCAUGUGGUCAGAGUAGCAAGCCUCUCUAGACCUUCCCCAGGAUGAGCCCAUGCCCACAGACACAGGACACCACUCCACUGCUGGGGGAAAACCAGUUUCUUCAGCCUUUAUACAUUCAAAUUGGCCCAAGUUAGUGUAGUUUGUCCUUAUGUGAAUAAUGGAAACUUUAGAUAGAUCACAACUUCUCAGGUUUUGACAAGCUGCUAUGAGACUUGCUGUAGAAGGAUCACAUAGCAUGCCCCACUCAAUAAUCAAUAUUCCAAAUGCAUGGCAGAAGAUAGGGCUCACUCCAAACAUACGGAAUGCAGAAUCACUCUUUUGUUCUGCUUAAGCAGGUGAACAGCCUCUGUAAAUGGUAAUAGGUCCUUGAUCAGACAAUAUUUCUUCAUCUAGGAUGGCCUCCCUUAAUGACUUGUCAUGCACUGGGGGGACCACACUGAGCUGCUGGUGCUGGAAAAAGGCAAAGAACAUUAGCAUCAUUCAUUUGGUCCACCCACACAUUCAGUUGCCACAUGGGAGGAGACAUAUCUUGGACUGAUUCCACUGUCCGUCCCUUGAUGGUGUGGAACUUCAGCCAGAGAUGAGCCACCUACCGGCAGAACUGCCAGCAGCUCUAAACAUUAUGAAGGUGUCCUUCAGGUUCACUGGGUGGACCUGGUCAGACCACUGCUUGAUACCAGAAGUACACAUCCAUAGUAGUGGAUUAUGUUAUGCACUAUACAGAGGCAGGAGCCCUACGCCAAGCUGGCUUCAGAGCUAUUGCCAUGGAACUAUUCCUCUUCUCUAGAGACAUAAAGAUCCCUAAAGAAAUUUUGACAGAUCAAGGCAACUCUUUAAUGUCCUGCUUGAUGGCAGAACUGUAUAUACUUCUUCAGGUAAGCUACAUGCAGGAUUCAUCACACAUACGAGAGAAUUUAUAUCUUGCGUGCAAAACCCUGCAAAUUCUUGAGCGAUUGUCCUUACCCCAAUCUGCAUUGCAAGUUCCUGAUCAGGUAAUAAGUCCCAUAUACCAUCACAGAAAAGGUGGGUUCAGUGACCAUCCAUGUAAUUCAGCCAGGCCAUAGAAGAGGUGAGCAAAUGUAUUUUAAAAAAAUAAAUAAAUAAAUAAAAAUAAAAAAUGGACUGAAAAUGUGUCUAGCCCAGCUGUUUGUUACAAAGCCCGGAUGGAUUCCUCAGGUUUUGCAAUGAAGAUCAGUAAGGUGUACCAGUUUGACACCUACCCCACUAUUUCUUUCGUUGCCUUGUUUUCCUCUAUGGUGCUAUCCCUCUAGCCUGUUGCAGAGGAUCUUGUGGCCUGUACAAUCUGCCACAGAUGCCCCCUGAUCAUGAGUUUGUGUCUUGAGUGUUUUGGUUCAUUGCUAAGUUGCCAGCUAUUGACCAUGUGAUGUUUAUGCUGUAUUUGACAAGAGGUCAUAACUCGUCAUUCCUGACCUCUGACCAAGAAGAACCAAAGAAAACACCUUCUCAACUCAGAACUCCUACACGAGAACUCGGAAUGGUCUCCUUAACUCUGAGUUCCUCCGAGAUCAGCAAGUGACAUCAAAUCAACAUGGCUGUGCACAGUAUCAACAGUAAACAAAGUAGCACUUCUUACCUUUAAAUGAAUUAUGCCAUAUAUACAAGUAUUUGCUCUAAAUCAAUCAACAUACAGACAUAUUAAAUCUAUAACACUGACUAUACAGAAUGCUGUUUUGAGGAGGAACAUAUAUAUCACUCAUUACAGUUGCUAACAAAAGAUGAACAUUUUUUGGAUUGCCUUUUUGGAUUGAAUGCACAGAGGCUGAAAAUGACAUAAUUCCGAGUACCAACUUCCCAACUCCGAGGCAGGCCAAAUGGAGAUUUACAACUCUGUAGGAGCCAUAGCCCAUUUACACAGUGUCCCAAAUAUAGCCAACUACAAAAAUCUUUAAAAAUGCAUGUAAUUUUAAAUAAAGUCAUUAUGCCUAGCUACUUGGUUGCUUGAAAUCUGGAGCUUUUCCAAAGUCUGCAGGCCGGCAGUAUGACCAUUUUCAGCUCCUUCUUGUUUCUAGGGCUUUUUACCUUUAGCACAAUCAAUGGAGAUUUUUUGGGCAAGUGAUUUAGAGCCCGGAACGUUCCGCAUGUGGGGAACCACAUAGAAAAAGUGCUAUGAUUCCAACAUCAUUCAUCCAAUUUGGAUGUAAAGCUGAAAGUCUGCACUUUGAGAUCAUUAUUUUAAUUUCAACUCCAAUGUACACUGGUAGACAGAUAAAAUAACCAUAAUGUCCAAUUAUACCUGUAUAUAAAGACUCACUUACACAUGCUGAGAGAAAACACAGCUGACUGCAGAUGUGCAGAAAUUAACUAAAUUUAAUUAAAUUUAAUUAAUUAAAUUUUUAAUUACUAAUCGACCGGACUGUUCAUAAAUACAUGGCACUAGUGCAAGCACUGUGCAGACUACAGCAAACACAGACUGACGAAACAGCACUUCCUUUUUUAAAUAACAGUCAAUUUAUUAGUGAAUAUUUAAUUCCACUUGUAUCCUCUGAGAUGUGAACAAACUGAGAA